UUUUAAGCCACCAGAGCCACCUUCACAAGGGACACAAAGCCCAGCUGGAACCACCAUGAGGUCAGAGCCCACCGGUGCAGCAGGAAACGCCACGCCUGGGGUCACCUCCAUCCUCCAGACUGCUACAGCCCCCUCCUUGAAGACCUGCCACACUUCGUACGAGGAGAGCAGGGUGUUCCUGGUGGCGGUAUACAGUACAGUGUUUAUGCUGGGCCUGCCGGCCAACUGCCUAACUGCGUGGCUGACACUGCUGCAGGUGCUGCAGAGGAACGUGCUGGCCGUCUACCUGUUCUGCCUGUCGCUCUGCGAGCUGCUCUACAUCGGCACGCUGCCGCUUUGGAUCAUCUACAUCCAGAACCGGCACAAGUGGAACCUGGGUCUGCAGGCCUGCAAGGUGGCCGCUUACAUCUUCUUCUGCAACAUCUACAUCAGCAUCCUGUUGCUGUGCUGCAUUUCCUGCGACCGCUACAUGGCGGUGGUCUAUGCCCUGGAGAGCCGAGGCCAGCGCCACCAGAAGACUGCCGUCAUCGUUUCUGUGGUUGUGUUUGUUCUUGUUGGACUUGUCAACUACCCGGUGUUUGACAUAAAAAUGGAGAGGAGCUCCUGCUUUGAGCCCCUGGAUAUGAACAGUAAGAUAGCCAGCUACCACUACCUGCGUUUCACCUUUGGUUUUGCCGUGCCUCUCGGCACUCUAGCCUUCACCAACCACCAAAUCUUCAGGAGCAUCAAGCUGAGCUCGAGCCUGAGUGCUUCACAGAAAGCUAAGGUGAAGCACUCUGCCAUGGCAGUGGUCGCCAUCUUCCUGGUCUGCUUUGCUCCCUACCACUUAGUGCUCCUCAUCAAGGCUGUCAGCUUUUCCAUCAUCGGAGGGGACGAGGACGCCGUGUGCGCCUUCGAGGGCAGGCUGUACACGGUCUCCGUGGUGUUUCUGUGCCUGUCCACAGUCAACAGUGUGGCAGACCCCAUCAUCUAUGUGCUGGCUACGGACCAUUCUCGGCAAGAAGUGUCCAGAAUCCACACAGGGUGGAGGAAGUGGUCCACAAGGAUGUAUGUUACAGGCUUUAAGGACUCGGAGGAGACACGCUCACCCACGGCGCUUGCAAAAACCUACACCUUCCCCAAGCCUGUGCACCCUCCAGGCUCACAGCUGGCCGAGGUGGACCAGCUGGGCUUACGGUGCUCCCCAGAAAGACUGCCUGAGGAGUACUGUUAAGGCCACUCUUCCUCGGGAGAGGAUGCUAAGCCUCGAAACCUUUGAGCCGCCAUCUAGGGUGUCCAGAGCACCGUAGAUGCCUUUCUGGAGGACACAAUGCCGAUCUUUCCUUUCUAAGGCCACUCCUCAGCUCUGUAAAUGUCUAUUCCUUGGCUGUCCAGAACCUUCAGGCUCUCCUGAAUGGAAAGUGGCAGUGUUCUGAGGGCAUCAGUCACGGACGGGCCUAGGCUGCCAGGGACUCAGGGAGCAUGUGGCCGGCUGGAGAACUCAGCAGCAGCAGCUUGCUCAGCAGGGCCCUUGGCAGAGCGCUGGACGAUGACUAUUUUCUCCGCAUCCCUGCAUUGUUCGGUGGCUACAGCAGUGUUUAUGGGGACUUUCCACAGGGGUAGACAUGACCUGCAUCCAGCUGACCAUCGUGGUGACACAGCCAAAGAGCCCCGGGGGCUGGGAGUCUAACCAUGAGGGCUCCCACUGGGGAUUGGUUCUAUGGAGACAUAGGGGAGUCACGGUUGCCAGUUUCUCCAGCUCCUGAUAGCCCCAUUUAUCCUCGCUAGGGACCCCGCUACCGCUUACAUUAGGAAGAGCUCGUGGGCACCCCAGGAGGAGCACGGCGUGGUGCUGCCGGGUGUGUCUGGCACCUGGCAUGCCUUUCUUUGCCUUGCAACUCCUGGUGCUGGUAUCACAGGGGAAGUAGGCUGGCUCUCCUGAAAGGGCAAGCCAGGAGAAAGGCUCUGCACCCCAUUUUCUCCAACAUUAGAUUAGAGACAAAGGCCUGGCUCCGUCAUACCCAUGUUUUGUUAGCUACCUCACCAAGGCACUCACUGCUGGGACUGACCUCCUCCCCCAUGAGACUCCCACAUACUUGGAGUACAAGGCCUAGAGACAAUGACCUUGGCAGGCUUUGGAGCUGGCCCCUCUGGAGCCCAGUCACAGGAGUUGCACAGAGACAGUGACGAUAAGGGACGUCUGAAGUUAACUUUUGAUCUUCACUGUGAGAAGUGUUGAGAAAACCUGAGAAUAAGGCCACAAAAAUAGAAGUGGGUCCUAAUUUCCUUUUGUUGUUGUUUAUGUUUUGGUUUUUUUGAGACAUGGUUUCUUGCAGUUCAAUAAGUAGCAGAGGAUGACCUGUUCCUCUUGUCAUCAUUGCCCAAGAGCUGAGAUCACAAGCCUUUUAACUUCCUCUGUA
This is a messenger RNA of Phodopus roborovskii (desert hamster), 2399 nucleotides long. It is a transcript of the gene Gpr132, whose product is annotated as G protein-coupled receptor 132. Gene Ontology annotation, molecular function: G protein-coupled receptor activity. Lineage: Eukaryota; Metazoa; Chordata; Mammalia; Rodentia; Cricetidae. The record is from RefSeq and is a predicted model, not a curated record. Gene Ontology annotation, biological process: negative regulation of G2/M transition of mitotic cell cycle; G protein-coupled receptor signaling pathway; G1/S transition of mitotic cell cycle. The transcript has 2 exons. Bases 56 to 1213 code for a protein of 385 amino acids. Gene Ontology annotation, cellular component: membrane.